CUCCGCUGAUAGGCGCCAAGUGUCUACGCAACGCGCUAAAGCGACGGUCGUGGCCACCGGCCCUCAUAUACCCUUGUUUUACCAAAGGGCCAAGCCAGCCUCUACGGAACGCAACAAGACGUGCAUAAAACGUGAGCUUUUGUUGCCUUCGCUUGGGCCAAACCAGCAAACCCUACGUCUAAAAAUAUUACCAUAUAUUUUCACUGCUUUGUGCCAAUAGCUAACGAGAAGCAGUCAUGAACCGGCGUCACAUCAAGUGUGUCCUUCUGAUGGUCGCAAGCGGCUUUGCUAUCGCCGCAGAAGACAACCUGAUCGAGUCCUUCUACGAAAACCAGCGAGAGUCGCGACCUCGGUUCGUGAACCCGGCGAAAAUGGAGAACGCCAUCAAGGUUCAGCCCAUCGGCGGCAGCGUGAGACUUAACUGCCGAGCUACAGGCGUGCCCGAGCCCCGGGUCGCGUGGUUCAAGAACGGCCAACCACUGACCUUCGCCGCCUCCAACCGAGAAAACGGACAGAGGUACACUCUGCUGCUCACGGACCUCGUCCGCAACGACAGCGGCGAAUACACGUGCGUCGUCUCCAACCAACUCGGCUCCGUGCAGUGGACGUACACGGUCGAAGUUCACGAGCGGUUCAUUCCGACGCCCACCAUAGUAUGCCCGUUCUCCAAUGUCACCGUGGCGGAAGGUGAAAGCCUGAGCAUCGCGUGCAACGUCUACAGCCACCUGACGGCGUUCGUGCGUUGGAUCAAGCACUACCACAUCAGCGGGAGCUACUUCGACCGGAACGGAGCCCCGUACGCUAAGUUGGUCAAGGACGCUGCGCUCGCCGACGUCACGGACCCUCACACGUUGACGCUGUAUAACAUCACGCUCGCUGACUCCGGCUUUUACUCGAUACUGGCGAGCUCGCCAUCGGGGGCCUCGCACAAGACGAUCGAAGUUCUCGUCGUGCCAAAGCCUUUCCCGGGCUUGUGAGCUUCCCGGAUAGAACAAAUGAUGUGGAAAACUGCAGUUUCAUCAGCCCAUAUGCUGAUCCAAUUUGCCAUACAAACGCUUCGGCUACUACUUAAUGCAGAAGAACUUGUUAAAGCUGAUGCCAUUAAAUGAAGUGACUCAGGAGUUGCAGUUGAUGAAAUUAUCUCUUAUUUGUCACUCAGUAGUGUGGUGCUACGUUUACACGGCAGACAGGCGAAAUGUGUGAAAGGUUUGUAAUAAACUGAACAGAAUUUUAUUUGCAACAAUGUCUACUAUAUGGUUAUCAACA
Messenger RNA from Dermacentor silvarum, 1266 nucleotides. Its product is annotated as fibroblast growth factor receptor 3. The record is from RefSeq and is a predicted model, not a curated record. NCBI's taxonomy places the organism in Eukaryota, Metazoa, Arthropoda, Arachnida, Ixodida, Ixodidae. Bases 237 to 977 code for a protein of 246 amino acids. The transcript has a single exon.